Molecule: messenger RNA, 613 nt
Organism: Pieris rapae (cabbage white)
Lineage: Eukaryota; Metazoa; Arthropoda; Insecta; Lepidoptera; Pieridae
Product: RNA exonuclease 4
Exons: 2
Coding region: 69-533 (154 amino acids)
Cellular component (GO): nucleus
Molecular function (GO): nucleic acid binding; exonuclease activity
Source: RefSeq, a predicted model, not a curated record
UCAUACGUUUACGCGUCACAACUUAAUAAACCUUGCAGUUAACAGUUGCUAUUAAUUUUUAAAUAAAAAUGCCUAGUUACUACGCUAUCGACUGCGAGAUGGUUCAGAAUAACCUGAACCAGAGCAUGCUCGCAAGAGUAUCCCUUGUCGACGAAGAUUUGAGGGUAAUUAUGGACGAAUAUGUGAAACCUACUCAUCCUGUAUCGGACUACCGGACCUGGAUAUCUGGAAUACAGCCUGGAUAUGAACGGAACGCUAAACCGAAAAGUGAAGUUAUUAAUCGUUUGGGGAAUAUUAUCAACGGGAACGUGCUUGUUGGGUUUGACAUUCAGAAAGACCUGGAUGCUUUGGGAAUAACUUACCCGAAUGUAAAGGACGUAGCGACAUACCAGCCUCUCCUGAAAUUCGGCCAAAAGCAGUCGCUUAAGACUUUGGCCUUAAAUGAGCUCGGUUUAAACAUACAAAAUGGAUCUCACGACUCCAUUGAAGAUGCGAGAGCCGUUAUGAAGAUUUACAAGAGACAUCGCUUCUAAGUGUCUUACAAAAUCCAAAACUUUUUGUUUGUACAACUUUUUUCGUUUUAUAUUCAGAAAAUAAAUGCAUCUUUAAAUUA